Molecule: messenger RNA, 2310 nt
Organism: Fusarium pseudograminearum CS3096
Lineage: Eukaryota; Fungi; Ascomycota; Sordariomycetes; Hypocreales; Nectriaceae
Exons: 2
Coding region: 1-2310 (769 amino acids)
Biological process (GO): protein phosphorylation
Molecular function (GO): protein kinase activity; ATP binding
Source: RefSeq, a predicted model, not a curated record
AUGGGAGACUGGGCCCGGGGAUGGACAAGAGUUGGGCAAACAGGCCCGAUUCAACAUUUCGGUCGCAUAUGGGAGGCAGAGCGCGAACUUGAAGAGUUGAGCAUAAUCGACAGUUGGAAUGAGGAUGACAGUUGGCCUAGCAUCAAUAAACCGCUCUUCGACGGCCCUGAUGCGAAACGCUUCGAUACGAAACUUGUCAAACUCGAUGACCUCGGAUAUGGCGCAUUUGGUCGCGUCGAGAAGGUCUCUUAUGGAACCGUCUGUCUAGCGCGCAAGAGGAUUACACGACGCCGCGGCUUCACAAUUGAUGAUUUGCGCAAGGAGAGCUUGACCAUGCAAAAGCUUGACCAUCGACAUGUCGUAAAGCUUAUUGCGACGUAUGCGCCACGAACCCACGAACUGUGUCUCCUCAUCUGGCCUGCGGCUAUUUGUAACUUGAGCACUCUUCUAGAAGACAUAGAAUUCCUGCGCCUAGGAGAAGGGGAUCGCGAGGACAUAAUCGAGAGGCUCGAUGCACUAGACAUCAAGGACUUGAGUGCCAUAGAACCCUCUUCCGAAGAUCAACUUCUCCAUUCUACAACGAAAUGUCCCCUGGAGUUUCUGCGCAACACAAUUGGAUGUAUCGCGCGCGCCAUGGCUUACUGCCACCAAAACGAUGUAAGGCACCUCGACAUCAAGCCUUCCAAUAUCCUCCUAAAGGCGGAUCGUGUAUACCUUGCCGAUUUCGGGGUCUCCAGAGACGUCAGCGGACAGGACCAAACGAUGACAGAAGGCGUACCAGGAACUGAGAGGUGGCGUGCACCCGAGCUCUACGCCGACAAUGGAUCUAGCAUGCAAUUGUCCGAUAUUUACUCACUAGGUCUUGUCUUUCUAAACAUUGCAACUGUCCUCUACAAUGUCCGGUUAGCCGACUUUGAUGCGGCCUUAAAAUAUCCAUCCAGAAAUACCCAAGAAGAACAACUUUACGAACGAGAGAAGAAGCUGAGCGCCCACCUUGAAAAGCUCACCUCCCAUGCUCUUGUCACGCCGCCUUUUAUGUUUACUUAUGAGGGCCAAGAAACGGUCCGUCCCAGGCCACUUGUUAACUUGGUUGCUCGAAUGAUCACUCCGAACCCUAAAAAUCGACUGCAUGCGUACAAGAUAGACGAAAAGUUAUCUAUGCUGGGGGGAAUUCAUCAGAUAUAUCACGGCGAAUGCUGCAAAAGACCGAUUUCUUGGGUCGAGGAUAAAUGGGACAAGAAGCUCACGACAUUGACAAGUCUCCGAAAGGAAAACGAUCGUUUAAAGCAGAAGAUCAACGAAUUGGAAGGGCGGGAUAGGACGUACGAACUUCGACUUGAGCACGAGCGCAAAGGCCAUGAGCAGGCCGUGGCUACUCUCCAGAAGAAGUUAAAAGACAUGGAGGACAAAUUCCUUGUGCUAGAAGGCGGAGCUUCCCAUCGAAAGAGCAGUAUAGGCCGAGCCCCCGGGAAAACGGCGAUGCCACGGCCUUGCAGGACAAGCACGGUAUCCUUGAACUCCUAUCCUGGGCUUGAAUCAUCACCAAAAUCGAAGUCGACCCCAGUGACUCCAGCAGCAAGACCAGCUCUCCAGCCCUGGUCACGUUCCUCUCAACGUCUCCCGCUCGAGCAGAAAGCAUCCCCGCUCCAGAGACAGGCCGUAUCCCCACGCCCUCCAAACGAUACAACCCCCAGGGGGUCAAUAGAAUUUCCAACAUCGCGAUCACCAAGCUUUACGAGCAUGGUAGGGUAUACUUUGCGAUCUCGUGGAUCCGGCUCCAAACUUCCCCUGCCAGUGACGCCCUCUCGCAGUGAGACGCCGCAUCUCAACCGCGACCAAAGCUCAACAGACAGUAGCAUGUCGUCUUCAGUAUUCUCCCGACAUAGCCUUGAGACCAUUUCGACGCCUUUGCAGGGAAGUCCAGCUUUGGACCGCAAUCCCCUUCCUAUGGACUCCGAAAAGGUGCCUAGUUGGGGCCAGUUGCCCAAACAAGCUCGUCCUCGUCAACGUGAUAGCAGAGUGGCAACCCCCGAGCCGCCUCCAUUAUCACUUGAACCGAGCAGCCCAGCCUUCUCAAUACCAUCCGCCAUGUCUUCGCCCAGAACACUUCGAUCAGAGAUUGUUAGUACCGACGGAGACCAGACGCGUCGGCCGUCUGUGCCAUCAUUACAAUCACUAAAGAGCUGGGCUGAAGUGGCAAACGGAAGGGAAAGGACGUUGAAGUUGAUCACCCGACCACGAGCGUAUUCGAAUAGAUCACAGAGACCACUCGAAGAGGGGUUAUUCGAGUCAACAGGAAUGUUGCAGUGA